Westerdykella ornata is the source of this 2118-nucleotide messenger RNA. RefSeq lists its product as uncharacterized. The record is from RefSeq and is a predicted model, not a curated record. The transcript is spliced from 2 exons. NCBI's taxonomy places the organism in Eukaryota, Fungi, Ascomycota, Dothideomycetes, Pleosporales, Sporormiaceae. The coding region runs from base 1 to 2118 and encodes 705 amino acids.
AUGGCAUCACCCACAACCCAGACGGGCACAGAGCCUAAGCAGCGACGCCGAACUGCUCCACGCAUCAUUCCCGCCGUUCCCCUCAAAUUCGCGCGCCGACCGCCAACCGUGAGACCCCUCACUCCAGAAGGCACCGCUCGCGGUCCGCUGGCUAGCACCGACGCGGACUCCCUGCCGUCUGUUGAGAAGAGUGCACCAGUAUCUACCGCCUGUGAUCCGCCCACUCCACAGUCCAGAGCCUCCGAGACCGUCAACGGGAACCCUGAAGCAGACGAACGCGAGAGCUUGACGGCGGCCCCAGGUGCCAUCACCCACCAAGACUCUUCCCCAAAGGAAACAGACAGAGAUCAAUACGACACAGAGAUCCCUCCCCAGAAGGCACCUGUCAGCGAUGAGCACGUCGACGCAACUGAGCCUUCCUCGCUUGAGCAGGUUAUAUCUCCCGCCUCUCCCCUAAAGGACCCUCAAAGCCGCAUUCUUCCCACUGCCCAACAGGUCUCCUCGCACGCCGGUCGCGCCAGUCUAGACAAUAUCGUGUUCGGAAGUGCGCAGGAGACUGCCCCCGCCCCUAACACAACGCAUACCCAAGGGCAGACCAACGGUGUCGUACCUCAAACCUUUCUGGGCCAUCCUCCGGGCCUGACCGGUCCCCAUUUCCCACCCCCUUCACAUUCUGAUGGUUCUCAGCUGGUCCCUGGCAAGGACCCUCUCUGGGGCACUGCACCCGUUGGAGCUGCUCCUAAGGGGCCAUAUGUACCUAGUUUUGGUCCGCAUUCCCAGCCCCAUGGCAACGCAACAUACCAGGGCACCCCGAAUGGUCGCUACUCUCCUCCCCAUGCCACCGAGAUGUCGACCCGCUCGAGCUCGCACAGCCCUCGUAAACUACCACGUGCCAACCUAGCGAAUCCCGCCGUGUACGGCAGCGAAACAUCGGAGACCACAUACCCUGAUUGGAAUAAGCCACCGCAUACGGGCUUGAAACCACAAGAACUUGGGCCUCCCAGCUUCCAAGAGCCGUUGGACCUUGCCACCUGGCUCAUGGACCAGGUAGGGAGACCCGAAUUUGCCGAUUUCUAUCUUCAAGUACGCACAAACGAUACAGUCCUCUGCGCUGUUCCUGUGCAUGCGGUGGUUGUUGGUCGAAGCCGUCCAAUUCUGGCUGCUAUUCGGAAUGCAUUGGCAUCUGCGCCGCGUUUAAGAGACGGUCCGCUGACUGCCAAUUUGUUCACGGAUAACCCGUUUGUCAGCCCCGAAUCUCUGAAGGAAGGCAUCAAGCUGUUGUAUGGUGCACCGCUUUUGGCUGUCAAUUCGAUCUUAUACCAGUUGGUACCGUUUCACCCGGGACAUGGAACUGGAGUCCCUUCUAACGAUGCUCGAACUCGGAUGUCCCAAGCGAUCAGCUACACAGCCACUGGCCAUGUACUGGAGUUGUAUAGCAUGCUCACUCGCGGUGUUGAGCUCGUGAAAGCACUCCUGCGCUGGGAUACGGUUGAUCAGGCGCUGUCCUGGGCCCUUACCAUGGCCCCGUUCUACGCCGACCAUCUCCUUGCUGACAAGUCAUCGAAUCGCAUCGAACAUCAAGUUGCCCAUUUGCUCAGACAGGACAUCAUCGAGUUCCUUGCCAUCAAUCUUCCUAUUGGCUUCGCCUUGCAAGUUGCGGCGCCAGAGUUGCCCAACCUCCCGCGUUUGCCAACCAUCUCGGAUCAGUCUGGCCAUAACCCGAGACUGAGCCAGAUCCGCUUCGGGGAUGCACCUGCCGAGGAAGAGCAGAAGCCGGACUUUGUCACCUCGACCCUCUCGAGUGUGCUUCUGUCUGCGCCUCUUCCUCUUGUGGACAAUACACUAAACCACCCUGCAGUUGUAUCCCGUUUGGGCUGGCAUGGCGUCCAGACGUUAAUGGACGCUGUGGUCGGUGAGCGGGAGCGCAGACGUUCGAGGAUCCUGCAAGCGGUUGAGACGAGGUUUUCUGGACACGAGAGCGACGCGUAUCCGAAAGAGGUGUUCGAGGGCCUGCUAUGGCACGAGCAUGUUGUUGCCUCUCCUGCGCACCCGUCUGGUUUCUCCGUGAGGGCGACGCGCUUAGGCAACCAGAAAUCGAACUGGAAUACUCCUGCUUGA